CUUAUGCUAUCUUACGCACUCUCUGCCACAAGAAAAUCACAUUCAUCCUUCACAUUCACACCUACACUUCUAGUAUACUCCAUUCAUAGUAACUCUGUUACACAUCAAAAUCGUACGUCACUAUAUAUAUAUAUAUAUAUAUAUAUAUAUGAAUGUGUGUGUAUAUAACUCUCUCUAUUUAUAGUUGUGAAUCACAGAAUAUAUAGCUAUGGUGUCGUUUUCAGUCGGAAUAGUUGGUGAGGAUUCUUCAGUUACUCGUUCAAAUGGCUCAUAAAUUCGUUGUUGAAUGGAAUGGCUUCUGUGAUAAAAAUGUGGCUCCCUUUGUUGGUUGUUGAGGCUUAAAGCUCGUUUACGCUAGGGUUUUGUGAUGAGGUUUUUAAUAGUGAAGUGGUUUUAGCCGUGGACGCUUCAGUACAAGAACAUGUUCGGGUUUUCUCGCAGGCGAAUGAAGCUUGGAAGAUUGAAGGUUCAGCUUUCAGACUCUGCUCAGGGAACUAGAAGUCCUAUAAGACACCCGAAACGCAAUAGUAAUUCCAAUGGUGAAGGUGUUGCACCUGCAACUAAUAAAUCCGAUGAACUCAAUUGCCAAUAUUCAUCUGCUGCACCGGAGCUUAAUAACUGCACUUCAGGGAACUCUGAGAAUUGGAUGGUGCUGUCAAUUGCCGGGGACAAGCCCACUCCUCGCUUCAAUCAUGCAGCAGCUGUAAUUGGGAACAAGAUGAUCGUUGUUGGUGGUGAAUCUGGGAAUGGAUUGUUAGAAGAUGUGCAGGUGCUUAACUUUGACAGAUUUUCCUGGACCACAGCUUCAUCAAAGCUUUACCUUUCACCAACCAGCCUGCCACUGAAGAUCCCAGCAUGCAAGGGUCAUUGCCUGAUUUCUUGGGGGAAGAAGGUGCUCCUGAUUGGAGGGAAAACUGACCCAGCAAAUGACAGAGUUUCAGUGUGGGCAUUUGACACAGAAACAGAGUGCUGGUCGCUUAUUGAAGCAAAGGGAGACAUUCCGGUCGCUCGCAGUGGUCACACUAUAGUUAAGGCAAGCUCUGUUUUGAUCCUUUUUGGAGGUGAAGAUGCUAAAAGGAGAAAACUGAAUGAUCUACAUAUGUUUGAUCUAAAAUCCUUGACUUGGCUCCCUCUUCAUUGCACAGGACCCGGACCAUCUCCAAGGUCUAAUCAUGUGGCAGCUCUUUAUGACGAUAAAAUGCUUCUAAUUUUUGGUGGAGCAUCAAAGUCUAGGACUUUGAAUGACUUGUACUCACUUGACUUUGAGACGAUGAUAUGGUCAAGAAUUAAAAAACGAGGACGAGCUUUCCAUCCAUCCCCUAGAUCUGGUUGUUGUGGAGUUCUGUGUGGAACUAAAUGGUAUAUUGCUGGAGGUGGUAGCAGGAAAAAACGACAUGCAGAAACUUUGAUCUUUGACGUUUUAAAACUUGAGUGGUCUGUUGCUGUUGCAUCACCUUCGUCUUCUAUCAGUGCCAACAAGGGAUUCAGUCUUGUACUUGUGCAGCACAAGGAACGGGAUUUCCUUGUUGCAUUUGGGGGAUCCAAAAAGGAGCUAUCUAAUCAGGUUGAAGUACUCAUCUUGGAAAAGAAAGAAUCCUCGAUAGGUCGGAGAUCAACACCAAUUAAAGGUCCAGGAACUUUGCUCUCUGAGAAUCGCUCAUCAUCCAUAGGGUCUUCUGUGCAAUUAAGUAAUGGUGCUUUACACUGUGCAGUUGAUGCUGGUGGGAGACAGAAUCUAGCAUCUGCAAUUGAACAACAUGGAUCUGGGAGGAAAUCCUUGUCAGAAUCCUUAAUCGUGGAUCCAAAUCCCGUUUCUGGUAAUGCCUCACUCCGCAAGCAAUUCCACAAUGAGGAAGAGAGUGUGGUUGCAAAGAUGGCAAAGAGUUCAGAAGAUGAAAGUCAAUCACAAAUAAUGGAACAGAGAACAAAACAACUUGAUAUUGGAAUUCAAACCAACACUACUGGAGGUAAAAUCAUUGAGGAGGAGAUGUCUGCUUUUUUUGAAUCUGAAAAGUCGAACAACCACAUCAAACAAGCAAAUGGAAACCUUCCACCUGAUAGUGAUGAUGUAGUAGCAUUACCAGAAACUGAUGGUAAAUCAGGGGUACUGUCAGCUCCUUCAAGUAUCUAUCAGUUUUAUGAAACAAAAAUGGCUGCCCUGAUAAGAAAGAAUGGAAAUUUGGAAGGACAGUUAGCAGUUGCAUCGGCUAGCCGCGAAUCUGCAGAGAAGAAUUUAUCUUCUGUUCUCAGAAGCAGACAGGAGAUGGAGAAAAAACUGUCAGACACAUUUAAGGAGAUGGAAUUGUUGAAAGAGAAGCUAUCUGGAUUAGAGCUGGCACAAGAAGAGUCCAACAACCUGUCAAAUAUUGUCCACUCUGACAAUGUAAGACUCGAGCAUGAUGUGGCUUUCCUUAAGGCAGUUUUGGAUGACACCCAAAAGGAGCUGCAUUCAACUAGAGGAGUCCUAGCAGGAGAAAGGGCAAGGGCAUUCCAACUACAGGUUGAAGUUUUCCAUCUCAAACAAAGACUGCAAUCUUUGGAGAACCGAGCUCCAACCCCCAGGAAACCUUUUCAUAUCUAGUACAGGGAAUCAAUGUACACGUUGCUAGUAAUUUACAUGUAUGUGCAAUAAAAUAGUAGUUUUGUCAGCUGCAACGUUUUAAUCUUUUUUUGUUAAAAACUGCCAUGGUUCUACAUAAUUUUGUAAGAUAUAUUUUAGAUUAA
Cornus florida is the source of this 2724-nucleotide messenger RNA. RefSeq names its product acyl-CoA-binding domain-containing protein 6. Bases 422 to 2581 code for a protein of 719 amino acids. Gene Ontology annotation, molecular function: protein binding. The transcript is spliced from 17 exons. Lineage: Eukaryota; Viridiplantae; Streptophyta; Magnoliopsida; Cornales; Cornaceae. The record is from RefSeq and is a predicted model, not a curated record.